Molecule: messenger RNA, 1668 nt
Organism: Erpetoichthys calabaricus (reedfish)
Lineage: Eukaryota; Metazoa; Chordata; Cladistia; Polypteriformes; Polypteridae
Product: E3 ubiquitin/ISG15 ligase TRIM25-like
Exons: 5
Coding region: 466-1566 (366 amino acids)
Molecular function (GO): zinc ion binding
Source: RefSeq, a predicted model, not a curated record
UGCAAUGAGUUUGCUUGUAGUUAAUACACGUUCAUUGCGCCAUCUAAUGCACAUGAAUGAAAGUAUAACGGACACCAAGGUGUCCUGCACACUGGAUGACAGUUGUGUCCAACGACGGGCGCGCUUCUGAGACAUCACAGCCACACCUUCCCGCUGUUAUGGUCACUGGACACGCCUCUUUUCAAACACAGACGCGGCGGCGGCUCUUGAGCUCCUCCUACUUCACGUCAUCUCGUCCCGUGUACCUGACCGUCUUCCGCUAUUUCUCUCUCAUCUUUUCCCGCUGAAGACCACCGCUGUCCUUUGCGAGGGGCUCCUAUUGAUUUUCUCCUCUGAUGGUCUCCACCUGCAUCCUUGAACCUUCCUGAGACCCGUGGCGCUCCGUGCACCUGUGUGUCAACCAGCCGUCCAACCCCGCGCAUCUUCCAGACAACACCCAAGAGUCAUCCUCAAGCUGCAGUCACAAUGGCUUCAGCUGGACCUUCUCGGCUUGUGGAUCGGUACACCUGUGCCGUGUGUCUUUGUGUCAUGGAGAAUCCAGUCACCAUCCAGUGUGGACACAGCUACUGCAUGAAGUGCAUUAAUGACUACUGGGACAGGUCGUAUAGAGAAGGGGUCUACAGAUGUCCUCAGUGCAGAAGAACAUUUAACAGCAGGCCAGAGCUUAGCAGAAACACAACAUUAAUGGAUGUACUAGAGACAUUGAGGAAAGUGCAAGUCACUGUCACUCCAGCUCAGAGUUAUGCUGGACCUGAUGAUGUGCCCUGUGACGUGUGUAUGGGGAGGAAAAGGAAAGCUUCAAAGACCUGCUUGACUUGCAUGGCCUCCUUCUGUGAGAGUCACUUGCAGCAGCACCGGGAAUCUCAGGUCUUGAAGAGACACAGAGUGGAGGUGCUGAGUGAAAACCUUAAAGACAAACUCUGCAGAAAACAUCCCAGGGUCCUAGAAAUCUUCUGUAGAACUGAUAGGACCUGCAUCUGCUCAAUGUGUGCAGCGACUGAACAUAAGCAUCAUGACACAGUGACACUGGAAACUGAGCGAGUAGAGAAACAGAGUCAACUGGGAGACAAAAAGAAUGAAGUGAAAAAAGAGAUUGAGGAGAAAGAGAAAGAACUGGAGGAGAUGAGGGGAACCAAACUGAGGAUUCAGAGUAAUGGAGAGAUGGAAGAGCAGGAACAAGAAGAGACCUUCAGAUCUGUACUUGAGUCCAUUGAGCAGUUGAGGUCAAGGGUCAAUGAGGUGAUUAAAGAUUACGAGCAGCGGAAAAUGAGAAAGACGAAGAAGAUCAUCGAGAAACUGGAGAAGGAGAUCAAGGAGCUGAAGAAAAGAGACGUCGAGCUGGCCAAACUUUUACAAAUAGAUGACGACAUCCACUUCCUAAAGAAGUUCAAAUCUUUCUGUGAUCCUCCUGGAGAGAAUCAUGCACCUAAUACCAUUACUAAAAAAGAGGUUCUUCCUGGGAGUCUCUUUGUGAAUCUGUCUGAUCUUAAGAACACUCUGGAGGAGAUCAGCAACUUGGAGAGUGCGGAGAGCAGUGAGAUGGGUGGGUUGGGUGUCCUCAAGUGACCUUCAGGUGGCUGUCCAGCUCGUCACGAGCACUGCAGGCUCACAUUCUGCUUUUCUCUUUCUCUCCUCAGGCGCUGAAUGUAUCGACGAUCACAGCAGACA